UACGAAUCUAUUCUAUUUUAUCUAGAACACGGCACGGUUUAGGACCGGUAAAUAUAUUUCGUUUUCAAAAUAAUGAUUUAGGGUUGUGAAUUAGGUUACCUCAGUUCCGAUGCUUUUUCCGCUCAUUGAGUGCAUCGUUUUCGAUUUUGUUCUGUUUUUGGUUAGAAGCGAUAGCGAAUUUUUUAUUUCUGAGAAUUCUGUUUUGGCUGUGGUUAUCGACGAGGAAUUUGUGAAAAUGGAACAUAAGAACGUCAAAGCCACCAUAGAUGAUUUUGUACGAAUCACAAGGGAUCUGCAAGCCAAAGGAUUAAACCUAAAAAUACAAUACCACACGUCUCUAGGUGUCAACUUCAAAAGGGACGUUUUAUUGAUAAAUAUGUCCUAUUGUCCUUCCUCAGACAUAUCCGGUGUCCUGACUGUGGCCUCAUGUUACAACACUUGGAACUUAUUCGAAAGAGCCGACAGAGAUUUCGUCCCUUUUAUUGCAAUAUCAGAGACAGACUGUCCAAGAUUGCCAAUGGGAAAAGCCAUCAGUAUACCACUGACCAAAGUAGGAGAAGAAUUGCCUCAGCUUUUAUUAGACUUAAGAACUUCAUCGAUCUUCAAAUGGAGGUCUGUUGUACUCAUCCACGACGAUAGUUUGAAUAGAGAUAUGGUUGCCAGGGUGACAUCUUCUUUGACGGAAGAUCUUCCAGUACCAGCUCAGUCCACUGCCCUCUCUCUAAUCAAAUUCGAAAAACUAGAGUCCGAAGAUAAGGGACAAAGUCUGAUCGAUAGACUAGCGUCAAUAUCGUCCAGAAAAUCAGAUUCUAACUUUCUGGUGGUUUCUUACCGAAAAGUCGUCGAGACUGUCAUGGAAGCUGUUGACCUGAUGAAUCUCGUGAACACAGAAACGCAGUGGUGUUACGCCAUCUCGGACACGAACAGGGGAUCGAGGAAAAACUUGAGGAAAUUGAAAAAGUCGCUGAAAAACGGAAGCAAUGUUGCCGUUAUGUAUAAUAACACAGUGACUGAUGCCGAAUGUUUUAGAGGUUUACUAUGUCAUUUCGAAACUUUGGUGGCUGCGUUCGCUACAGCUUUCUACGAAACAGAAAAAAAUGAAUUCGAUAUAGCCGAUCAAGUUUCCGGAGAAGAAUGGGAAGCAAUAAAGCCUUCAAAAUCUGAACGUCGGACAUACUUAUUAGAAAAAGUACUGAUGUACCUACGGAAAAACGGAAAAUGCGACAACUGCACCAGUUGGCUCCUCAGAUCUGCAGAUACCUGGGGCAGCGAAUUCAAGAACGACGGCAACGAAACCUCCAUACAGCUGAACAGAGUCGGCAGUUGGACUGCUGUUCUAGGUGCGGAAAUGUCCGACGAGCUGUUUUUGCACGUUGCACACGGUUUCAGGAGGAAAACCUUGAGACUCGUCACUGUUCACAAUCCACCGUGGCAAAUAAUAUCGACCGACACGUCCAAAGGACUGACGAAAUAUACAGGAUUAACCUUCGACAUAAUCAACGAAUUAUCGAGAAAACUCAACUUCACCUACACAUUGCAAGUCCUGCCAGUCGAAGAGAAGCGAAAGCAAACCUCCCUCAACUUCCAGCAGGUUUACAAUUUUUCGGGUAGCCCCGGUGACAGAGUGGAAGAUCUGGCUAAUCUAGUCACCAAUUGGAUUCCUCCGAACAUGAUCGACAUGAUAGCGAAUGGUACAGUGGCCUUAGGCGCUUACGGCUCAACGGUAACCGAGAAAUAUCUGAAUAAGAUCGAUUUUACGAUACCGAUAUCGACGCAGCCCUACACGUUUUUGGUCGCAAGACCGAAGGAGCUGAGUAGGGCCCUGCUCUUCAUGGCGCCUUUCAGUGGCGAUACGUGGCUUUGCCUUAUGGUGGCAAUACUGUCUGUAGGUCCAAUUCUGUAUUUCAUUCACAAAGUAAGUCCAAUGCCAGAUCAGAGAGAGAGAGCUGGAGGUCUUUUCAGCAUUCAAAACUGCAUAUGGUAUAUGUAUGGCGCUCUUUUACAGCAAGGUGGUAUGCAUCUUCCACAAGCUGACAGCGCACGAAUCUUGGUCGGCGCCUGGUGGUUGGUGGUACUGGUGAUCGCUACCACUUAUUGCGGUAAUUUAGUGGCUUUCCUGACUUUCCCGGAGAUGGAAAAACCCCUGACCACUUUCGACGAUCUGCUGGCUCAGAAAGACCGGAUAUUUUGGAGCAUGAUCGAAGGAAGCUACAUAGAAGACGAAUUGCAGAACUUUGGCGAUUCCAAAUACAAACUCCUGUACAACAUGAGGGUUAAAAAUCAAACUAGGGAAAAAAUUCUCAUUGAAGUUGCAGCGGGAAAACAGGUUUUCAUCGAUUGGAAGCUACAUUUGCAGUACCUAAUGAGGAGGGAAUAUAUCAAAAGCAAUAAAUGUGAAUACGCUUUAGCUACAGAAGAAGUUUUCAAUGAACGUAUUGGUUUGAUCUUAUCCAAGAAAAAUCCCUAUCUGUACAGAAUUAAUAAGGGAAUAAAAGAGCUCCAUCAGGUGGGAUUAAUCCAUAAAUGGCUAACUGGUUACCUCCCGAAGAAGGAGAAGUGUUGGAGAAUUGGACAAGUACUGCAGGCCAACAACCACAUUGUCAAUAUGGAUGACAUGCAAGGAAGUUUCUUUGUUUUAUUCUUAGGUUUCCUUUUUGCCUUAAUCUUCAUCAUCGGUGAACGAAUUUGGUUUUAUCACAAGACCAAGAAGAAGAAGAAAAGCAUAGAGCCAUACACCAUGUAAAAAUUUUGUAUACAUGACUUUAU
Coccinella septempunctata (seven-spotted ladybird) is the source of this 2766-nucleotide messenger RNA. RefSeq names its product ionotropic receptor 93a (gene Ir93a). The transcript is spliced from 14 exons. Gene Ontology annotation, cellular component: membrane. The record is from RefSeq and is a predicted model, not a curated record. NCBI's taxonomy places the organism in Eukaryota, Metazoa, Arthropoda, Insecta, Coleoptera, Coccinellidae. Gene Ontology annotation, molecular function: glutamate-gated receptor activity. The coding region runs from base 110 to 2743 and encodes 877 amino acids.